AUGGAGGCGUACGCGUCUUCCUGUGGUAAACUGCUAGUAGCGCCUGGCGUAGCCCAACAAAUCACCGCGUUUGCUCAAGACAACGCUCAACUGGAAAUUGGGGUCGAUGAGUUUUUGCAUAUGGUCAGUUCUCUUGAUCAGGACAUGGAUGAUUCUGUGGACACAACUGCCUCCUCUCUAUUUGAUAAAACAGAGACCUCCUUCGAUACCACAUGGGACUCUAUUGCACCAGGCAGCCCAGCCAAAACUGACACACUUGCUCAAGUAGCACGCAGCGACGUGCAGUCUGCCUCGCCCUCGCCACGGCGCAGGCGUUUGGCUGCAUCCCUAUCCUCGAUCAAGUCUGACUCGGAUAUCAAUACAGCUGCGGCUCGUUCCGCUGUCAUUCGCAAACUCGCUCGUGUGUCAGACGAAUUGGAACACUUGCAAGACGAUCACCAAUCCUUGCUUGCACAAAAGGGCAAAAUAGAAACGGACAAUACAUCGCUACGACGCCAAGUAUCGUCCCUUACCAAAGAGCUGAAGAGCAUGAAGGAGCAUGAGCACUUGCUUGAGAGCCAAGUGCUGGGUUUGGAACAGCAGCUGAAGCAGACUCAAGCAGAAUGCGAGGCCCAUAAAAUGGCUGCGAAGCAAUUAGAUGUACGUUUGCAGCAGCGUAUAGCCUCGCAUGCUGAGCUGGAGGCUAGUGAAGCACAACAAGAGAAGGAGCUGGAAGCGAUCCGUGCCCAGUGCGAGGCGUAUGUUGUCCAACUCCAAUCCAUGCAGUCCACGUGCCAAGCACACACAGACACCAUCAGUCAACUUGAGUCCACCAUCACUGCACUGGAGCAGGUUCAGACUGAUGCUGAACGCUGGCAAUCCGAAAUUGAGGCAUCACGUUUAAUGCACGUACGUCUCGAACAAGAGCUAAAUGAGCUCAAGCAGAUGACGGAGCAACAUGGCAUCCCAGCUUUGUCGUUUGAUUUAGCCCCCUGGGAUGACUGGGUCGAUCUUCUUGAUAAGGCUGACGUCGAGGACGACGUGGACGAAGCUUCUACAGAAGCCCAAGCAUCGGUCAGCACGUCGUCACAAGCAGGAUCGCCUUCCACGUCUCGCAGCGCAUCGCCUCAGACACAGCCAGAGCCUGCCACGCCGACACGGUCAUCGACACUGACACACUCCGAGGAGACGCCUAAGCCAGAGCCAGCUGUGGCUAAGUCUCUUCUUCUCACUGCGAACAGCGAAUCUCCAACGAAGGAGGCCGGAGAGAAAACCGAGCUGGGUGACCCUUCCUCGAGUGAGGGCAUAUGUACAGAUUUGGAGGAUGGCCACGUGCUGCAUACAGACACAACAACGUCUGAGUUGCUGCCAACCACGACUGACAACGAGGCUGUGCCGCCUCCCUUCUCGGCGACUGUCGCUUCGACUACGUGUCCUCCCCCUGCUGUUAAAAUGCCAGUUACUGCCGAUUGGCAGACGCUGCUCUCGUCCACGCUCAAGGAUGUCAAAGUCGCACCCAAUGCCCCAGGUCCUACUAAUUAUACUUGGCUUCGCAUUCUUGGCGUUCACAUCCUCCUUGUUCUUACUGGGAUGUGGCUCGGUAUGUGGGUCUAUCAUUGGUCCUUGUUUGGGUCUCCCUCGCAUGUGUAUACUAUCUUUAUGGACAGGCGAUGGAUCGAGACCAAUAUGCUGACAGACACUUCGAUGUUUGACAAGCCUUUGGAAGGUAGUCUUUCGUCGUUUUCUUCUGCAUAA
This is a messenger RNA of Malassezia pachydermatis, 1734 nucleotides long. RefSeq lists its product as hypothetical. The transcript has a single exon. The record is from RefSeq and is a predicted model, not a curated record. Bases 1 to 1734 code for a protein of 577 amino acids. Lineage: Eukaryota; Fungi; Basidiomycota; Malasseziomycetes; Malasseziales; Malasseziaceae.